Messenger RNA from Perognathus longimembris pacificus (Pacific pocket mouse), 1644 nucleotides. Its product is annotated as 2-Hydroxyacid oxidase 2-like. NCBI's taxonomy places the organism in Eukaryota, Metazoa, Chordata, Mammalia, Rodentia, Heteromyidae. The record is from RefSeq and is a predicted model, not a curated record. The transcript is spliced from 8 exons. Gene Ontology annotation, molecular function: oxidoreductase activity; FMN binding. Bases 361 to 1422 code for a protein of 353 amino acids.
AUCCUUAGAUCUCAGGCUCCUGAAAAGUUAGGAUUAGAGGCAUGAGCCACCAGCACCUGGCAAAAUGUUUUUACAUUUUGGAGCACUUUGUACUCUGGACAAUCUGUAGUGAAAAGAACAGUUCAGGGCCUGCUUGAGCUUUUGUGUAAUUUCUGGUAUCUGUUUGUACAUUCUACGCUAAGCAAAUAGGCAGGGGCAAUGCAUUUAGUGUCACACAGGGCGCCCUGCUUAGUGGCCUUGAUUUCAUGAACUCUGAUCCAGCUCACAUCGGCUGUUCUUCCCACUACAGCAGAGAGAGUACACGGAUUCUCCUGACUCAUUCAAGUACAUUGGAAGCAAGUCAGUAUCCCAGGUCCAGAAAUGCCCUUGGUAUGUCUGACAGACUUCCAGGCACAAGCUCGAGAGCGGCUGCCUAAGGCAUCAUGGGAUUUUAUUGAAGGAGCUUCAGAUGAAGGCAUCACCAUGCGCGACAACAUGGCAGCAUUUAAAAAAAUCCGCCUCCGUCCCCGCUACCUGAAAGAUGUGUCCCAGGUGGACACCGGGACCACCAUCCAGGGGGAAGCCAUCAGUGCACCCAUAUGCAUCGCGCCCACAGCUUUUCACUGCAUUGCCUGGCCUGAUGGAGAAAUGAGCACAGCCAGAGCUGCCCAAGCAGCAGGUGUCUGCUACAUCACCAGCACCUAUGCCAGCUGCACCCUGGAAGACAUUGUUGCUUCUGCUCCCAGCGGCCUACGGUGGUUCCAACUCUAUGUGCAGCCAGACUGGCAGCUGAACAAACAGCUGAUCCAAAGGGCAGAAUCUCUAGGUUUCAAAGCUCUGGUGGUCACUGUGGAUGUGCCCAUAAUUGGAAAAAGGCGUGAUGACCUGAGGAACCAAAUCGAUUUGAAGGCAAACUUAAGGCUAAAGACGCUUCAAUCACCUGAUGAGGCCAAGGCUGUGCCUUCCUCUCUGCUGGCUGCCAUGAAUGCAUUCUUCUGCUGGGAUCACAUCCCUUGGCUUCAGAGCCUGACUCAAUUGCCCAUCAUCCUUAAAGGGAUCCUGACAAGAGAGGAUGCAGAGUUAGCAGUGAAGCACAAUGUUCAAGGCAUCCUUGUUUCCAACCACGGAGGGAGGCAGCUUGAUGAAGUUCCUGCUUCAAUUGAUGCCCUGGCAGAAGUGGUGGCUGCUGUUCAAGGGAGAAUGGAAGUGUACCUGGAUGGUGGGGUUCGAACUGGCAACGAUGUGUUGAAAGCCCUGGCCCUUGGAGCUAAAUGCAUAUUUCUUGGGAGACCAAUCCUGUGGGGUCUUACCUGCAAGGGUGAAAAGGGUGUUGAGGAAGUCUUGAACAUUUUAAAAGAGGAGUUCCGCACUUCUAUGACCCUUACAGGCUGCCGAUCCAUUGCCGAGAUCAACCGGGACCUGAUUCAGCUCUCCAGGUUGUAAGAACCCCACAACAUGAUAUGCAAUGCUGGUCUGCCUGAACCUUGGCCUGGCCUGGAGCGCCUGCCCUAACCAUCAACUCCCCACCCCCUGUGCUUGUUGCCCUCCAAAUGCCUCACCGUCCUCAAUGUACCCCUCCCUUCUUGGCCUUGCUUCCUUUUAUAUGAUUUGUCUUGCCUAAAACUCUACUUCAAAAUAAAGAUCACAAGAGGGUAGAUGGGAAAU